UCUAAAUUUAAAGACUCGUACAAUCCAACGAAAAAAACAGAAAGAAAGAGUGAACUGAAAUGAAGAAGUGAGGAAUCGCGAACCCUGAAACCCAACUUUUACUUGCCAAGACAAGAUGAACAUUCAAAAAUUAAUCAAUUGAAGUAAGACAUGAUGAUGAUGAUGAUGCACUCUCACACUUUCUUGCUUCUCGUAUGAAUUACAUCCCUACUGUACCAGUCGACAUGGAAGAGCCACAAGCGUAGUGUUUACCGACGUGGGUAAAGCUGAAAAAAAGUGAAGAGUAAAAUCUACAGGAAUCAAUGGAGGAAAAUUCAGAAAACCAAAAUUCUACUGAGCAUUUACCAAAGAGCGAUGGCGAAUUUGAUCCAAAAACUAUGCGGAAAGCUAAACCAGGUAUCAAGCGUUUGAUUAUGGUCCUAACAGUUCUUUCUUCGUUCAUCCUAGGAUUUCCAUUUCUACUCAAAACAAUCGAGAUUUAUCGGUCUCCAUUACCAUUUCAUGACAUUGAUUCAUUAUCAAGCACUCUGCAAUCAAAUCCAUUACACAUUCCAUGUAGAUUUCAAGUUAUUUAUUUAGGUUUCGAUGCGGAAAAAAAAUUAGGUGCGCAGAAAUUAGGGUUUAUGAUUAGUGAACUAAUGACGAAAUUAACUGGGGGCGAUCCAGUUUGUGGUGGUUGUGGGAAAGACUAUGCUGUUUCAGUUACAGUCGCAUCAGGUAAUGUGUGUAAUCAAAAUUUGAAUGAUGGGGAUUCAUGUUUCUGGCGAUGUGGGAUGAUAGAUUUAUCGGUUAAUUUAAAUGGUAAUGAUGAGGGAAUUGAUGAAAUGUUUCAUUCAAUAUUGAGUAGAAAUGAGAAUUGUGAGAGUUCUGGUGGAAAGGUUUAUAGUGUUGUGGUAGUGAACAAGGAAGAUGAUGAUGUUGAUGGGGUCAGAGUUGUGGUUGGGAAACAUCGACAUGCUUGGUUGGUUGGGAAAGUUGAAGAAAUGGGUGCAGUUUCUAGUAUUGCCAAUGUUUUUGUGAAGUUUUUUAUGAAUGGUGGGAAAGAAGAGGGGAUCUCGAAAAAUGAGUUUAUGCCUGUGGGUGCUGAUGGAAGGGUUGUUCUAUCAUUUAGUCUUUUGAAUGCUAAUCCACAAGAUUGGAUUUAUGACUGGUACAAAAUAAGAAAGGAUUUUCAAAAAAUAGAUGAGGAUCUGUUGGCCCCUGUGGUGGAGGCUUUGGCACCUAUUGCAAAUGUAACUGUAGAAAGUCAGGUUCUAUACCACACGCCAAAGUCAUCAUUUUCUUAUUGGGACGCAAAGUUGUCCAGCUAUGUCUUUAGAACUAAAGACCUUCCUUUCUUUGUUAAUUCAAAUGAAUGGCACCUAGAUACUUCUAUUGCGGCUGGUGGACGGUCAAAAGUUUUGCAAUUUGUGGUAUAUGUACCAUCCGCUGAAGAAUGUCCGCUCCAGUUACAACUUCCAUCAGGCAAAAUUUCCACAACAAAUGGAUUUAUAUCCCCAAUGUGGGGUGGUGUUAUUGUCUGGAAUCCCCCAAGAUGCUUCAGGAGCUCCAAAAGUAUGCAGCCUCAGAAGCAUACAUUGACCUCUGAGGAUCUCCAGGAACUCCUCGAGGUGUCCUUGGGGCAGCUUCGGCAGCUUUUUGGUCUGAAAUCCAACAAUCUUUAUGUUGGUGAGUCAGGCAUGUCAAGUGUUUUAUCUAGUGAAAGAGGCUUUACGGAAUGGGAGUUGGACGCAUUAUCUAGGCAGCAUACUUGUUUUAAUCUUCAUUCUUGUGCCACUACUCUUGGAUCUCUUUCCAGAUUGGUUCAGUCACUUCCAAGGAUGAUAAUUAAGGAUGAAAUUGGGAAACAGGUUAAGUUUUCACUUGAAGCUGCAAAUCUGGCUCAAACAAAUGCCUCUUCUGGAAUAUAUGAAGCUUCGGCUGUCUCUUCAAGACAAGCAAGGGCUUUGGCAGAGGAUGCAUUCUUUCAUCCAUCGAUCAUGUCAAUCAGUUACUACUCGUUUGAGCAUUGCUUUGCUGUUUACACGAAUGGAGACGGUAUAAACAAGAGCGCACAAAGUAUUUCACGUGGAUCUCCAAGACAAAAGCAGAAUAACUGCGUAUUUGAUGAUUUCCCGUGUUCCAAGGAAAAAACAAAAAACACUGCGAAUUGAUAAGAUAUCCACGACCAUCUGUAUUGUUCUUGAAAACAUUCACGUGAUCAGCUUGGGCCGUGCAGGUUCAGAAGCCGGCAUUGUUUUGGUUCUAUAAUCGAGGUUCAGGUUCUGCAGUUAAAGCCGUUUCUUUUGAUUCAAGGUGUUUCUCUGAAACAGUUUCUUUUUUAUCUCAGUGUAGUCUAGUUUUCUGUGUACGAUCAUAUGUAGGAAGUCUGUGAAUUAUUGGAAAACACUAGGACACAAAUUCUUAUUUCUUAGAUGUUUCUAAUGUAAAUGGAUUGCUCAAUUUUUACUUAUACCCAAA
Papaver somniferum (opium poppy) is the source of this 2460-nucleotide messenger RNA. Its product is annotated as GPI transamidase component PIG-S-like. The coding region runs from base 303 to 2153 and encodes 616 amino acids. Gene Ontology annotation, biological process: attachment of GPI anchor to protein. Gene Ontology annotation, cellular component: GPI-anchor transamidase complex. The transcript is spliced from 13 exons. NCBI's taxonomy places the organism in Eukaryota, Viridiplantae, Streptophyta, Magnoliopsida, Ranunculales, Papaveraceae. The record is from RefSeq and is a predicted model, not a curated record.